Alosa sapidissima (American shad) is the source of this 1626-nucleotide messenger RNA. RefSeq lists its product as uncharacterized. Gene Ontology annotation, molecular function: actin binding. The coding region runs from base 408 to 1025 and encodes 205 amino acids. Gene Ontology annotation, cellular component: cytoplasm. Gene Ontology annotation, biological process: regulation of actin filament polymerization; positive regulation of actin filament bundle assembly. The record is from RefSeq and is a predicted model, not a curated record. The transcript has 2 exons. Lineage: Eukaryota; Metazoa; Chordata; Actinopteri; Clupeiformes; Clupeidae.
AACCCACACACACGGGGGACUGAACCUAUCUUUUACUGUCUAUGGACUGAACAGAGUUCGGUUCGAUUUGUUUUUUAUUUCGCUAUGGUAGCAGGACAGCUAUCGAAACAAUAUAUGUAGGAGCCAAAGAGAACCGUGAGAAAAGUAGCCUUGGUAAAAUAGUCUAUUUAGGAAAGAGAAAGUUUUAUUAUAAUUAUUAUAACCGAAACUCUGGGGGUCAAUAGAAAUUGUUCUUAAAAGAGUUCUUAUACAACCUUGAUAUCAAUCUGUUAGCCUUUAUUAGUCGAUAUUUUCAUGCACUUCUUUCACAGUAGGCCUACAUUUUUUAGGUUGAACAGUUCUGAUAGAUCUCUCUCUGGGGGUAGUCUAAGGUUGAAACAAACACCCUGUAAUAUCUUUGUGACGUCAUGAAUUCACCCGGCCAUCACAACACACCUAAUAUUGUGUUUACAAAGAGGGAUCAACCUAGACCACCAUCGGACCCAGUGGCUAGCAGCCCCUUUGUCAUCGUCUCCCGCUCCCUUCUUCCUGUCCCAUCAUCCUCCUCCACCCUCCUCCAUCCAUCCUCCGCCAUGGACGAGCAGCUGUGGGAGCGCUGUGUGACGCAGCUGAUGGACGAGGGUCAGUGCGCCGACUGCGCCGUGGUGAGGCUGCGGAGUGGCGCAGUGCUGGCCGCAGCCGAGGGCGGUUCCUUCGGGCACCUGAGCCGCCGCGAGCUGCACCACCUGCUGGCGGCGGACCGGCGGCGCCUGCGCACGCGAGGCCUGAGUCUGGGCGGCGUGCCGCUGCUGCUGCUCAGGGACGAGCUGCUGGGGAGUGAGGACGAUAACGGAGAUAACGGCCACGGCGGGGCCGGCCUCCGCAGCAUGGACCUGCGCACCAAACAGCGUCCCAGCCAGGGCGUGGCCGUGUGCCGCACCCACAGCCACCUCCUGCUGCUCAUGGGGCGCUGUGAAGUGGGCAGUGGGAUGCUCAACCACAGGGCCCACCAGAUGGCAGCGUGCCUCCGCAACGCUGGCGCUUAGACAGGAGCCGGGCAAACAUUAACACAUCACAUCUCCAGACAGAGGGAAAGAGGGAGGGAGGGAGAGAUAAUAAGAAUGGAGGGCAAGAGUGUGGGAGCACACUGCAUAAAAAGAGAGAGAGGGAGAGGGAGAAAGAAGGUAGGAGUAGCAAGUGAGAGUGUGGGAGAGAGAGAAGGAGAGAGAGAGAAGGAGAGAGAGAGAAAGAAGGAGAGAAAGAGAGAGAGAAGGAGGUAAGAACAUGGAGUGGGAGAGAGAGAGAGUAGUAGGCUGUACAGAGAGAGGGAGAGAGAGAGAGGGAAAGAGAGAGAGAGAGAGAGAGAGGCACCACAACGAGACACAACUGGGAGGGAAUUCCCAGGACAUAUAAACAGCAACAAGUUGGUCUAGAGGCCUAAAUUACUGGGAUUACGGGCUGUGUCUGCGUGAGGGUUAGGGUUAGGAUUAGGAUUUACAUAGUGAGACCUGCUUGAGAGGCAGGCGGCUCAUUCAUUCCUCCGAGGAUUAUAAUCCAACUCAAAGGGAAACAAUGCUGAGUGCACCGCAAACUCCCACACACCUCACAACUGAACUGAAGGAAAUAAACAACAAUAUGAGGAGCAGA